Carassius auratus (goldfish) is the source of this 952-nucleotide messenger RNA. RefSeq names its product cornifelin-like. Bases 187 to 531 code for a protein of 114 amino acids. The record is from RefSeq and is a predicted model, not a curated record. Lineage: Eukaryota; Metazoa; Chordata; Actinopteri; Cypriniformes; Cyprinidae. The transcript is spliced from 4 exons.
UUUGUGUGAAGUUUAUAUGCGUGGAUCGGAAACGUUGCAUACAAGAGUAGCAAACGCGGUGUGUUGGUGUGUGUCACAACUUCCUUUUCAGCUGCCAGCCCUAGAUCAAGAGGCUCAGAAGAACACGAGGAAGGAAACCUCUUGAGCCAUUUUCUCAUCUUUGCUGGACUGCUCAUUUUGACUGACAUGUCAAACCCCGUCAUCACUCAGCCCGGUGCUGGAUCUUAUGGUACAAAUGUGCAGACAGGAGAGUGGAGCACCGGUCUUUGUUCUUGCUGCAGUGACGUAUUUGUCUGUGCUAUUGGCUGUGUCUGUCCGAUAGCUCUCAGCUGUUACACAGCAAACAAGUACGGUGAAAAUGUAUGUCUAGCAUGUGUACCUGGAGGAAUGGCUGCAAUGAGGACACACAUGCGACUGACCUAUGGAAUACAGGGCACAAUAUGCAAUGAUGCUUUGAUGACCUGUUGCUGUGGAAUAUUUGAGACAUGUCGAAUGACCAGAGAAAUUCGGAUCAGGAAUGGAGAGACCUAGUUACUGUGUUUACUAAUAACUUUUUCAGUCUUAAGAUUUUUUUUUUCUUCUUUUUUGGUAUGUUUUUUUAAAAACAUUCAAAUUAAUUGAAAUCAAUACAUCAUUUAUAAAUAUUCUCUUCAUUGUUAAAGGCAGGAGAAUUCAAACCAGGAUAUAAUUCAUUAACAUUCAUUCUUUGGAAAUGAGUGUUACAUUACUGCAGUUUAAAUGUCUUGAAUUUGUGUAAAUUAUUGUAAUGUUCAUUAAUACAUUGUAUGUGCUGACAAUUCUGCUGUAAUGCUCAACAUGUGCCAACCUGCAGCAUUAAUAUGAGACUGUACAGAAGCUCUGUGUCAUAUUUAAUAAUCACCCCAGCACAGUACAAUGGAAUUAAUCAUAUAGCCUACCUAAUCAUAUUAAAUAAAACAACAAUUUUAUACUC